Messenger RNA from Racocetra persica, 380 nucleotides. The record is from the annotation of a GenBank genome assembly. Lineage: Eukaryota; Fungi; Glomeromycota; Glomeromycetes; Diversisporales; Gigasporaceae.
AAGUCCCUGGUAACCGAGGUUAUAAAUAUUUUGGACGUGCAAAAGAUUUACCGGGCGUAAGAGAAUUAUUUGAGCAAGAAGCUCCUACACCACAAAAACGUACAAGAUCUGACCUAUAUAAGAAUGUUGAUGCAGACUAUUAUGGGUACAGAGACGAAGAAGAUGGAUUACUGCUCGAAUAUGAACGAGAACAGGAGCUUAAAAUUAUAACAGAAGCAUCAGAGUUACCAGACAAAACAUUACCUAAAGAUAAGUUCACGCAAAAGACAAAAGAGAAUGCUUCACAAUUAGAAAGUGGUGCAAUGGAUAUCGAUCAAUUGUCGGAAAAGUUUGUUGCACAUGUAGCUGUACCCACUCAAAAGGAAGUGGAAGAGUACUUA